GCAUGCGAUUCGGAGUCGCGAUGGUUGCGCGCGCACCUCUGGCUCUGGCGGGGCUUCACAGUCCUGCCUCGAAUUUGUAGCCUUACCCUUCAUGUUUGUAUGCAUUGGCCGCUUUGUCUGGUCAAGGCCGUUUCUUUGUUUCAACCUUGGGUGCACAGCCUUGUCCUACUUUAACGCUGGUCUUGACGAAACGGCCUUUGUGCUCCGAUACCUGCUCCUAUACCUGCUCCUGCGCGGAUAGCUCGCACGAUGAAUGCGCCCACGCUGGAUACAACGGAUCGGGGCGUGAGUGAGAUCAUUCAUGCCUUUCGAGAGAGCCUCAAGGAGUUUAAAAAGUUCCGAGAGCAAAAGAAGGCGAAAAAGGUUGAAGGUCGGCUGAAACAGAAGGCUCCGAAGGCAAAGCGGGAAGAGGCCAAUGGUGACGAGCUUCGACUGUCGAGAUCUCUUGUUCAAGGUGCUGUAGACGUGCAAUCGGAAUAUGACAGGCAUUAUCGAGCAUUCGGUGACAGAUUCGCAUUAGGAGACGCAACGGCACACUCGAGCCUUCGCAGGACGCUCCGGAAGCUCAACACGUGCGUCUACAAUAUUCUAGCUGCCAUCCUGAAGAAAGAGCCUCGAAUCGAUUAUCAACAUCUGACGAGCGUGUCGGAUGUUUCAAGACAAGAGGCGCUGGACGCCCUCAGCCAGCUCUCAUACCGCAUGUCCGUUUCAGCACUCUCGCUCCAGGAGCAAAAGAAGAAGGAUGAAAAGCACAAGCGAAAGAGGAGCAACAAUGCCCGCACGGGGCGAAGGCUGCCCAGCUCGAAGUCGGUGUCGGAUCUCACCGAGCGUUCAGCGAGGAGCAUGUCCGGGCAGAGAAAGGGUCCCGAGAUCAAGAUGGUGCGUUUGACGAGUGCGUCAACACCACAGCUGGCCAUGGUCCGACCGAAGGCACGGCGGUCGUCCUCUUCGAAGUCGGACGUCUGCGCCACGCCACCGCUGCCUUCGCCCGCUGGCGUCGGAAGCGCCAGCAAGCACCGAAGACACGAUUCCGGCGUGGCAGUCUCACAGCCUACACGUCCAAACCCGUCAUCUCCAAGUCCCCCGCAGCCAGAUUCGACGACUCCCCAGCCGCUCCGCCGCCGCGCGGACAAGUUCGUUCCGUCGGUGCACACGUUCGCCUCGGCGAGUACGCGCCUGGGCGAGAUCCCCGAGCUCAAAUGGUCAAUCCCGUACGACUACGAAGCCAUGAACCGGCUGAACGAGGAGCACGGUGGACGACCGUGGCCGCCUCCUCCGGAACCUGCCAAGGCGAAGAGGGGAUUUCUGCGCCUGUUCAAGAAAAGCGAGAUGAAAGCUGCGGAAGCCGCUGCUUGAACUGCCCUGCACUCGUACCUUUUUGGUCGUUUGAAAUCCAGCCGUCGAUCAAACGAGAAAAGGACUGGCCCUUUCCGUUGUGAUGAUCGCGGCUCCAACGAGGACGGCUUUCUUCUCUUCCUGCGACAUGAACGUUUGAGCGUCGUUUAGACAAGCAAUUGCGUUAAUCUUUGGAGGGGGGACCCUCAAAUUCAACAGAGCGCGCUUGGAAUCAAGUCGGUGCCUGAAUCUACAUUACGUGGUCCCAAUCGUCGACCAUGUCAGUAGAAAAUAUACAACUUGCGAGCCUUCGACUCGCUUGAAUGUAACCUUCGGUACAGAUCCCGCCGUGAUUAGACCUUGUGAAACCUGAUGCUUCGAGUCGAGACGAGCUUAAUGAUCUGGCUCCCAACGAGUCGGUAAAUCCGAGCGCGGCGGGAGAACCGUACGUGUACGUGAAUAUACGUGUAUUCAUCACCAGGGAAACGUCGAGCUCAUGUCAAGGAAUUAGCGAGCUGUGGUCCCAAGACCUUGAAGAGUGCUUCAAUCUGCCCUUUCUCGCUAUUGAAAAGACCUUCUAUCCGCUGCACUGACGGUAUUUCAUGCUUUCAUUCCUGCAAAAAGCUCUGGUUUACUUCAAGCCCACCUUCCACGUUUUCUAGGCCACAAAAAUGCAGUAUCUCCGACGGUGAGAGUCAUGAUAUUGACUUAAGACUGUCGUUCAUAUACACAACACAUACAUACAAGGCAUUGUACGUCCACCAGGAUAAAAAAGAUAGAAAGUGAAAGCACCAGCAGUAAGCAGCACGAUGACCUGCGUACCACACUGUCCACGCA
Messenger RNA from Verruconis gallopava, 2172 nucleotides. RefSeq lists its product as uncharacterized. The transcript has 2 exons. The record is from RefSeq and is a predicted model, not a curated record. The coding region runs from base 250 to 1356 and encodes 368 amino acids. Lineage: Eukaryota; Fungi; Ascomycota; Dothideomycetes; Venturiales; Sympoventuriaceae.